Molecule: messenger RNA, 1389 nt
Organism: Exophiala xenobiotica
Lineage: Eukaryota; Fungi; Ascomycota; Eurotiomycetes; Chaetothyriales; Herpotrichiellaceae
Exons: 4
Coding region: 1-1389 (462 amino acids)
Source: RefSeq, a predicted model, not a curated record
AUGGCUGCGCGUUUCCUGCCAACUGUGUUGCUUUUCAUCGCCUUCUUGGUGGGAUUUGGACAUACUGCUCUACACUUACCAUUGUACAGAAGAGGCGGACGGCUGUCUCGACACGAGCCAGCAGAUCUGUCGCAUUUUGCAACUCUUCUGGCAGAAGCUGAAGCUCGUUAUGCGCUCUCUUACCGAGAAAUCGAGGGUAAUCGCCUUGUUCGCAGGUGGCUGCCACCCGAAGGAAAAGACGAGAACGAUCCGAGUUUGAUUGAUGUAGCUGGUGGGCAGCACCGAUGGUAUACUGAACUACGCGCUGGCGAUCCGCCACAGAAACUCGAGAUUGAUAUCGACAUGCUGAGCUCUGACUUUUACACUAUCAUGACCACAAGCGGGAAGGGUUCAAGAUAUGAUACAUUUGCGUCGAAGUCUCAUGGACACAGUGAAGCAAGAGUGCAUCCCCUCUGUCGACGCCCGAAUGACGAAUUCCAUUUCCCAGACUCUAACAUUCCAGUCCGCCUCGAUUUCCCAAUCUGCAGCCCGUCCAAAGCAUCGCGAGUGACACUGGCGAACUCAGGCUCGUUUCUCGGUCUCGCGCCACACCAAUCCCUCGCCCGACUUUCUUCGGCACCGCUUCUUGUUCAGCUACAGAAGAAGAAUACAAUACAGGACAACACAUGGUCAGUAACACUCCUUGACGCAGAAAGUGGGAUCCUCAGUUUAGGAGCCACAAUUGCAAAAGAAGUCGAAGAAGCAAAGAUACGAGGAGAAAUCGAGUUGAAGUAUUUCGGCGAUCCUGUGGCAAACCCACAAUGGAUCACAAAGCAGGUCGACAACCAGCUGAGAAUCUUAAUGCUCUCUGAACUUCCCUGGGACCAUCACUUCAAGUGGACAAAAGUCCAAGGUGCGGCAGGGUGGUGGACGGCACUGAUGAGUGGGGUGUGGAUAAACGGAGCAAAGGUCCUCAAGAAUCAGCGCGUCCUCUUCGACAUCAACGUCCCAUAUAUCCUCGCACCACCUGUCGCAGCGCAACGAUUCUAUGAAUCAAUUGGCGGGACAAAGCGGCUUGAUCCACCAUACGACUCCUUCUUUGCAUUUCCAUGCCUCAACGGCGUCAAUAUCGGCCUCGAGAUCGGCGGGUGGAUUUUCCCGAGCAUGAGCGGCGAAGGGACAAGAGAAGAUGCCCUAAACGGCCCUGCUGGCGGCAGAUUCAGCUUGGGGAAACUUGGAAACGGCACGGGAUAUUGUGUUGGCAGUGUCGUCGAGACGACGAUGGGUUUGCGGAAAGAGUGGAUGGCCAGUGGUAUGAAGGAUAUGUGGGUUCUUGGAGAGCCGUUCUUUAGAGGACUUGGUGUGGCUUUUGAUGUCGACAAGGGAAGGGUAGGUGUGAGAGUGUACUGA